This is a messenger RNA of Carassius gibelio (silver crucian carp), 6367 nucleotides long. Its product is annotated as leucine zipper putative tumor suppressor 3. Lineage: Eukaryota; Metazoa; Chordata; Actinopteri; Cypriniformes; Cyprinidae. Gene Ontology annotation, biological process: regulation of dendritic spine morphogenesis. The transcript has 6 exons. The coding region runs from base 244 to 2511 and encodes 755 amino acids. Gene Ontology annotation, cellular component: dendritic spine. The record is from RefSeq and is a predicted model, not a curated record.
UGGACCUCCAUUGUGCUGCUGCAUCCUCGUCUCUCCCUCUGUUAAAUGGAGGAACUGCGUUUUAUGUUAUUAUAAACGCAGCCUAUUGAAUGCAUCCAAGCGUCUGCUGGUUAGUAGCAUCACUAGGCCCGCAUUCACUGUCAGGUGAAGCAGUGUGUGUGUGUGUGACCCGACUCACUUCUCCUUCAUGCCCGUGUGUGCUGGCGCUGUGGGCGGUGGAGUGAAGCGCUCGAGGCUCCUGGGAUGGGCAGCGUAGGGAGCGGGGCUUCCAGUCAGCGGCCCAUCACAAUGCGCAGCGUGGGAACCCGCACCACCCCAAACGGCCCGCUGGCGGCCGCACCGCCCCCCGCCUCGGCCCGCCGUCGCCUCGAUGACCGCAGCUUCAGCGCCGAGCGCAUCCCCGGCCCCAGCACCAAGACCAAGGGCGUCUCCGCCGACGAGCACAGCUACAACGCCGAGAGGGAUUUCCAUGCUAGCGCUCGCAACCACGCUGACACCGAGCGCACCGCGGCACACAACACCAACCGCCAGCAGACGCUCAACGGAGAGAGGCUGGUGUCCAACGUGGUGUUUGCCAACGGGGCACGGCGGGAAGGACACAGGCGCGGAGAGAGUUUGGACCUGUGUGGGAACAACAUCGUGCUGAACAACGACAAGAACGGCAGCCAAGCUCCACCGCAGCCGCCGCCGCCGCAGCACAAGGACAAGAGCAAAGCCAAACCCGAUAAUCACAACCCGCCCAACAUCCAGCCCGUCUCGGGAAAACUCGAACAUGCACAGACCAGUGACUCUCUGGUGCGUCCUUCAGCCUUCAAACCCGUGGUGCCCAAGAGCUUUCACUCCAUGCAGAACCUGGUGUGUCCCCUCCAGACCAGCUCUGGGACGACCGGUCAGAGCAGCAGCGGCGAGAAGAGCGGACCGAACCAGGACAGUCCCGGGACACACGGCGGUGCAGGCCGGGCCGGACAGGGCAGUCUGUCGGACUCCGGGAGGAACUCUCUGACCAGUCUGCCCACGUACACAGGCUCCAGCUACGGCCCACCGCCCGCUCUCGGACCCCUCAGUGCCUCCACCAGUCACAUCAACCGGCUGGGCACCGUCGCCCUGGACAAACUGGACAAGCCGGGCUACCAGAACGGCCUGAGCGCCUCGGACAGCGGCCGCUCCUCCUCAGGCAAGAGCUCCUCCUCGUACCAGCGCCUCAGUCACCUGAGCGACGCUCCCGCGCCCCUGAGACCCUCUCCGUCCUCCGACGACGUGAUUCAGGACCUGGAGGAGCGACUGUGGGAGAGAGAGCAAGAAGUAAGUGAGGUGAUCCACAUGAGACGUAACCUGGACCAGAGCGAGGCGGCUAUAGUGCAGGUGUUCGAGGAGAAGCAGCGCGUGUGGGAGCGAGAGAUGGAGGAGCUGAGGCAGAACUACGCCGGGCGUCUGCAGCAGGUGACCCGACGGGCCCAGCGCACCCAGCAGGCUCUGCAGGCACAGAUCGCCCGUCUGCAGCAGGACAAGCGGCGUCUGCAGGACGAGAUGACACUGCUGCUCGCUCAGAGAGAGGAGCUGGAGAAGAAGUGCUUGGACUUCAGGAAGGAGCAGGCCGAUAUCCUGCCCAGACUGGAGGAGACCAAGUGGGAGGUGUGUCAGAAGGCGGGCGAGAUCUCUCUGCUGAAGCAGCAGCUGCGUGAGAGUCAGGGCGAGGUGACGCAACGCGCCGGAGAGAUGGUGGCCCUCAGGGGUCAGCUGAAGGAGCUCAACGCCCAGCUGAGAGAGAGAGAGGAGGCCGAGAUCAGCCUCAAAGAGUCCUUCUGCACCAAGACCCUGGAGCUGGAGCGCUGCGAGGCCGAGCUGCAGAGCAUGCUGGCCGAGGUGGCAGUGCUGCGAGACAAGCUGAGUGCGUUUGAGACGGAGGUGGCACGGCUGAAGAAGGCCCUCAGUGAACUCAGCAGUAGCUCCAGUCGCUCCAGUGAGCCCAGUCUGACCGGUGUGGGUCCGCUGGUGGCUUCCCGAAGCCGAGAGCAUCUUCUGUCCCCUCCGGAGACACCCACGUCCCUCCCGGCGUUCCCGGCGCUCCCGGCUCCAGACCCGAUGCUCUCGCUGCAGAGCGACGACUCCAAGGCGCAGCGGCAGGAUUCGGGCGACCUGCGGCGUCAGCUGGAGCGACUGCAGGGCGAGCUGCGUCUGGAGCGACAGCAGCGAGAGCGACAGGCGCUCACCUUCGCUCAGGAGCGCCAGACCUGGCAGGACGAGAAAGAGCGCGUGCUGAAGUACCAGGCGCAGCUGCAGCUCAGCUACGUGGAGAUGCUGCAGAAGAACCAGGCUCUGGAGGAGCGCGUGGACAAGCUGGGAGCCCAGGUCGUCUCGCCGUCACCGCCGGAGGCCUCCGUGUCCGUCUCCAUAUCCCUGACCUCUCCCACCCCACCAGUGGAGGAGAAGAAGCUGCCGGAGAUGCACCAGCUGGCUCCGAUGUGGCCCGUGCCGACCCGCCUGGAGAGGAUCGAGUCAACGGAGAUCUAAUGCAUCCCUGAUUACAACUGCAUUCAGUACAAUCCAAAAACUGCUUCCGAGGACUGUCCAAGGAUGCCCUGCUUGUCUGGGGCAGGUGUGUGGGUUGAGGGCAGGUUCGUUGGGUAGCUAUGAGAGCGUGUGUGUGCGAGUGUGUGUGUGUGUGUGUGUGUGUGGCCUUAUCAGGAGGAGGUCAGUCGCCAAGCGGGAAACACUCAGGGGAUUCACGGACCGUUUCAGCUUUGUGUUUUUACAGGCGCGAGGGUUUAGGCGAUUAAGAAGUCACCGUCGCUCCUUAUAUGAUCACGGCAUCUUCUGUACUCUCCAGCAUUCAAACAAUCAAAACUAGAGAUCCCAGACUAACACUGCAGUCAGAUUCUCUUAAAGUGAAGAUCUCGCAUGGUGCUCAUCACGUUUAGGACCAAAUCUCAGUUCCCGUCUCGAGAGUGUUUAUGUCGAUGUUCGUCGGGCCGCAGAAAGUACACAGAGAUGCAGAAGAAAUGAAACUGAUUAUGCAUCUCAAGGCUGCAUUUAAUUGAUCAAAAAUUUGAGAUGUUAUUACAGUUUAGAAUAUCUGUGAAUAAAUAUGCAUUGCUGAAUUUGCAAAAUCCAGUGUCACAUGAUCCUUCAGAAAUCAUUCUACACUCUGAAAACAACAACAUCAAAAAAGUAAUGCAAUAGUUUGCAUGAAUGUUUUUGAGUUAUGACAAUUUGUAGCAUAAACAGUUUUUUAAUUGAUUACUCAAAAAAUAUUUUGGUACGAUUAAUUUAAACAUAUCUAUUAUCCAUAUCUAUUUUUUCAUCUGAUGCAAGCAUUUCAGUUUAAAUCACAUGCGAUAUUAAAUAUUUUAUAUUUCAUACUUUUUUAUUUUUAAAUGUAAAAGUUGAAAUUACACGCAGCUAUGUAAUCAGAAUUAAAAAAUUAUAAUAAAAAACGGAAUAUUAAGUCAAGUCGAAACUUCAGUUUAAAGUACAAUAAAUAUUAAAUGAAUGCAACGAUCUAGAUUAUUGUCAAUAGUUUUCAUUUUCAUAGACACCAUGAUGAUUUAAUUUUUUAGGAUUCACAGAUAAAUAGCAUUUAUUUAUUAAAAAAAAUAAAUUGCAUGACAUGAUAAAUGUCUUCACUGUCACUUUUGAUCAAUUUAAAGCGUCCUUGAUUAAUAAAAGUAUGAAAUCGUACAGACCCUGAGCUUUUGAAUGGUAGCGUAUCAGACUCAGAAUGCAUUGUUAUGAUGCACAAAGAGUUUCUCUUCUCAGAAUCCAGUGAAGUGAGCUGAUGUUUGCAUCCGUGUGCUCGUAUAGAGUAUGUUUGGAGGCCUGGUGUGGGACAGAGGAGCGCUCAACCCUCCUGCUCUAUUGCCCAAAGCAGCGGCGGAGGACGUGUAUUCAUUUCAACUCAGAACGGACUGUUUCACCUGAAUGUCGUUUUUGCCCUUUUCUAUGUUUUGAGCAAUGUGGAGUAAACUAGACGAGGGACUGGGAUUAAAGACAAGUCACUUUGUCAGUGCACUCAGACCACCCUGCUUGUAAACCGAGGUUUGGUUGAUGAAGCUGCUUGACUGAAGGACAGCGGCUGAGCCAAAACUGUGCAGAGUUUCCAUCUCCAAUUCGUCAACGGAUUAUAUUUGAAUAUGACUUCACAUUCUUCCACAAAGAGCAUAUAAUGUGUGUCAAUGUAUACUUACUGAAAGUAUCAUUUAGAGUAUUUGACUUUGAAAAUGUCAUAUGCAGUAGAUUGAAGUGAUGAUUUAAAUGUGUUGAAGCGAGUGCACAGACAUGACGAGGAAUAUCUGAAGGGUUUGUGAAGAUCAAAGUGUGAGGGUUGUGUGGUAGUUGACGAAUACGACGUGUACUGUUUCUGCAGUGUGUGUAUCAUGUGUCUUAUACAACAGAGCACACUCGGCGUGAUACUGUUUCCCACGAUGCAAAGUGUAUGGCUUGCAUUAACAGUGUGAUGAAUGAAAGAAUGGGAAUGUUGGUCAAAAUGCGAAAAAAUUUCAUGCAAUUACGAGUUUAAAUCUUGCAAAUCUGACUUUUGUCCUUGCAAUUCUGAGCAAAGGAAGAAUUACAAGAUAUAAAGUCAUUAUCGCAGAUAAAAAUGUGCAGGAAAGACUGAAUUUUGAGACAAAACAAGAACAAAACAUCUAUUUAUAUCAAUUUGGACUUUCUUUGCAAUUCAUUUCUUAAAAUUGCAAAAUAUCAGAAUUAUGAGAUUAUCGAUUGAAAAUGAUCUUUAAAUUAUCUCAGGAUUCUGUCUUUUUUUUACUUAGAAUUAUGACUGAAUUAUGAGAUAUUGAAGUGAUUAAUGUGAGACGAAAUGUCGGAACAGCGAGAUAUUAACUAAAAAUGUUGAUAUAUAAUCUUGCAAUAUUAAUUUUUAUUUGCAGUUCUAGCAAUUUUGACUUUUCAUCUAUACAUUUUUCUCGUUCAGAAUUGUGAAAUAGAAACUCAGAAGUUGUGAGAAAAAAAGAGUCAAGGUAACCAAGAAUUUUUCUCUUACACUUCUGACUUUUUUACCCAGUUGCAUCUUUACAUAUUGCAAUUCUGAGAAAAUGAAGAAUUGUGAGAUAUAAAGUAAUUAUUGCGAGAUAUAAACUCAGAAUUAUAAAAUAUAUGAUAAACGCAUAAUUCAGAGAUAAAAAUUCAAGCUAGUUUCUGCCACGGAAUACAUCUUAUUUUAUUUUUUAUUCCAAAAUUCAUACUUUUUUUCUCACAACUACUACUUUGCAUUAAUAUAUUUUUUAAAUCAGAAUUGUGAGAUUUUAAAAAAUCACAAUUACCUUUUAAUUUCUUUCUUCUGUUGUAGAAGCGUUCAUAGAAUGAAACAUGCCCUGUACGUUUUUUUUUAUGACGUAAAACAGGAUACAUUGUGCAAUGAAUAAAAACCAAUAUGUUGCCUUUUUAAUGCAAACGUGUGUAAAAGCAUCUAAUCAAACUGAGAAGGAUCGUAUGAUGAUAGUUCUGUCAUCACACUGGAGACAGAAGGUCAAGUGUGCAGUAUGUAGUGUGCUCUCUUGUAUAGAAACAGCACGUGUCGUAUGCAUGUAUGUUUAUGUGAACACGGUUAGAUAACAAAUGCACUACGGGAUCUGACGAGGGACAAACGCUAUUGUUUGCUUCUGUAAGUGGUAGACUUUUACAGUACACCUUUUGUCACAAAGUCUUGAAAUAAGCUACAGAAGAUAUUCCAUCGAACCAAAUCGAUAUUUCUUUAACCCCGCCACCCUUUUCGGUCUCAGCACUAACAAGCCAGGUUUUCUCUCUUUUGCAUAGAAACGAAUCUCGGAAACAAGCACAAACAUGCAUUCAGUAGACAUGCAAUAGAAAGAGUGACGUGGAGAACUCGUGCCUCUUCUGUCCCAUCAUGCCAUAUCUGAGAUAAUCACUGCAGCUUUAUGACACUAGGUGUUAGGAGAGAGAGCUUUAGAUGGACGCUGUCUCUGGCCACACUCUUUUGCUGCUAUGUGCUUCUUCUGUUGUGUUCUUGCUAGAGACAAAGGCAUGUAAAUAUCACUGUUCCUUCUGUGUACAGAACUAUUCUAUCCAAAUAUACCGAGCUAAUGCGUGUGAAUACUUUUGUGAAGUAAUGAGACUGACAUGUCAGCUUUUAUUUUUCAGAACUAUUAAUAUAGGCUUAUAAUAUACAUAUAUGAAUCCUAAAAGCUUCGAUGAUCGGCUAUAUCACAGUGACGUCAUACAGAGUCCGAUGUCUCUUCUCUUUCUGGAUGGGUGCGCGCCCCCAAAGGUUUUGUAAACAUUUCAUUUUUUUUUCUUCCUUUCGUUCUUUUUUCUUUUCUUUUCAGAAUUUGCUUGAGAAGAGCAUAUCUUAGCAAAUAUUAAUUUAAAUAAUAAAGAUGUGAAUAAGAAA